AUGAAUUAUAUAAAUAAUAAUAGUUUUAAAAAUAGUAUUGAUAAUAAUAAUAAUAAUAAUAAUAAUAAUAAUAAUAUAAAUUUUUUAAAUGGAAUUAAUAAUAAAACAAAUAAUAUAAUAUCAACACUUGAAAAUGUAAAUAGUUUAAAUAAUGUUAAAGAAAUAAAUUCUAAUAAUGUUGGAAGUAGUAGUUUAUUAUCAUUAUCAAAAGAAUCACCAAUCCUUUUAAUUAUACAUUCUGCUAUGUCACCAUUAUCUUCUUCUUCUUCAUCAUCAUCAUCAUCAACAACAAUUUCACCAUCCUCAUCACCAUCCUCCUCUGCAAAUACAACACCAUCAUCAUCUUUAUCACCUUCAUUUAAUUCACAAUUACCAUUUCAAUUAGAUAAUUAUCAAUUACAAAAUGAAGAUAGUUUAUCAAAAAAUAAUACUACUAAUAAUAAUAGUAUUAAUAAUAAUAAUAAUAAUUACUAUCAUCAACCACAACAACAAUUUUAUGAUCAACAUAAUGCACCACAAAUGGUUCCCUCAUUAAAUAAUUCAUCAAAUGGUUUUUUAAUUCAACCAUCUUCACCAUUCUCUGGCUUUAAUGGUAACAAUAAUAAUAAUAGUAUUAUUCCAAAAAAGAAAAAUCCAUCGGAAUUAGUAACAUCGAGAAGUCUCCUAUGUAAAACUCCUGAUUGUAUAGUCUGUGAAAAUGGUCCUCCUCCAUGUUUAGAAAAAGGACAAGUACCAAUUUGGGCACAAAUUUUACAUGUAGCUUUAUUUGCAUUAACAGAGUCAUCAAAAAUUUCGCAAAGUAAAUUCCCAAAUACAGUGACUGAUAAAUGUAAUACCCAUUUUCCAAAUGGUAAACGUUAUUUCCAUUUAAGAGAUGAUAUUUAUGAAUUUAUUAGUGUUCAUUGGGAUGUAAUUUGUAAGAGAGAAAGAAUUCAAAAUUGGAAGCACACUAUUGGCAUGACUUUAUCUCAUUAUCAAAAUUUAUUUCAAAAUGGUUAUCCCAUCUUUCAAAAUACUGGUUAUUGGUGCUUAAAAGAUGAUGCUCUUAAUCCAUAUACUUCUGAUUUUAUGGAUAAUUCAAGAAAAAGAAAAUAUUCAACAAAAAAUAGUAAACAAAAAUUAGCUCAACAACAAGCCCAACAACAACAACAACAAGCCCAACAACAACAACAACAACAACAACAAGCUCAACAACAAAUUCAACAAAAACAGCAACAACAAUCGCAACAAGCUCAACCAACACAAAUGUAUAAUAGUUGUAAUAAUAGUAAUAAUAGUUAUAACUAUGGCAAUAAUAAUAAUAAUAAUAAUAAUAAUAAUAAUAAUAAUAAUAAUAAUAAUAAUAAUAAUAAUAAUAAUAAUAAUAAUAAUAGCUAUACCAAUAAUAGUAAUAACUACAAUAAUAACAAUAAUAAAAAUAAUAAUAAUAAUAACACUGUAAACUAUCCUUGUAAUUCUAGUCCUCCUGUAUUAAUUAAAAAAACUACGAUUGGAUUUGGAAAUAUUGGAUCAUCAAACAUUUUAAACGAUUUUGAUGAGAAUGAUAAUGAUAGUGAGUUUGGAUUAUUCCAACAAAGAAAUAAAAAAUUAAAUACUUCAAUGUCAAGUUUUAAUAUUUAUAGAAAAAGUAACAACAACAACAACAAUAACAACAAUAACAACAAUAACAGUAAUAACAACAACAAUAAUAAUAAUAGUAAUAUUAGUAAUAUUAGUAGUAGUAGUAGCAAUACUGAUGAAUCAAGAUUAAGUAUUGGUGGUUUAUUAUCUUCUGAUGAUGAUGAAUAUGUUAGUUAUAAUAAUAAUAGUAAUAACAAUAAUAGUUAUGUUUACAAAAAUUUAACAAAAGAUAUUCAUGAUUGCAAGAAUGAUGUUAAAGAAUUACAAUGUGAAAUUUCAUCUUUACAAAAUGGUUUCAUUCCAUAUAAUAAUAAUAAUAGUAAUAUUAAUAAUAAUAAUAAUAAUAACAAUAAUAAUAAUAACAAUGGUAAUUCAAACAAUAUUAUUUCAAUUGCAUCAUUAUCCUCAUCAUCACCAUCAUCUUCAUCAAAAUACUAUUAA
This is a messenger RNA of Dictyostelium discoideum AX4, 2061 nucleotides long. RefSeq lists its product as hypothetical. The record is from RefSeq and is a predicted model, not a curated record. The transcript has 2 exons. Lineage: Eukaryota; Evosea; Eumycetozoa; Dictyosteliales; Dictyosteliaceae. The coding region runs from base 1 to 2061 and encodes 686 amino acids. Gene Ontology annotation, biological process: chromatin remodeling.